UUUUAUAUAAAAGAAAGGAAUAGCACAGAGAGCGCCACGCAAGCGCAAUACUAUUGAGAAAAAGGGUAGAAAGGAGGAGAAAACAAGGGCUUAUCUCUCACGUUUCGGUUGAGCGGGUUUUCAGAGUUCAGAUACGCUUUAUUCGCGAACAAUUCAACGAGUAUGGAUCGGUAUCAGAGGGUGGAGAAGCCAAAGCCGGAGACGCCGAUUAACGAAAAUGAGAUUCGCAUUACCACUCAGGGGAGAAUGAGGAACUACAUUACCUAUGCCACCACUCUGCUCCAGGAGAAAGGAUCUAAUGAAAUUGCUCUUAAAGCCAUGGGCAGAGCUAUAAACAAGACGGUGAUGAUUGCUGAAUUGAUUAAGAGAAGGAUUGCUGGUCUUCAUCAGAACACGGCAAUUGGUUCUACCAACAUAACUGACACUUGGGAGCCGCUAGAAGAGGGACUUCUUCCCCUGGAGACUACUCGCCAUGUAUCAAUUAUAACAAUUACUUUGUCCAAGAAGGAACUAGAUACAUCUUCCACGGGGUACAUGCCACCUAUUCCAGCUGAUCAAGUGAAGCCCUUGACUGAAUAUGAUGAUGAAGGAGAUGGCUCCCCUAGCAUGCGUGGUAGAGGACGUGGUGGUCGACGAAGGGGCAGAGGAAGAGGGAGUUUUAACAAUGGAGUUGUGGAAUACAAUGGGGAUGGUGGCUUGGAUGGUGAGCGAGGAUAUGGAGGCAGGGGACGAGGUCGUGGACGAAACCAUGGCUAUCGUGGGCGUGGAAGGGGGUAUGGUGGUGGGAAUAUGCAACAUGACUUUAGUGGUGGAAGGGGGUAUGGUGGUGGGAAUAUGCAACAAGACUUUAGUGGUGGAAGGGGGUAUGGUGGUGGGAAUAUGCAACAGGACUUUAAUGGUUAUAAUAACUAUCGGAAUGACUAUGUGGGAGGGGGGCCUCCAGCACAUGGCCGUGGGCGAGGGCGAGGGCGUGGACGAGGCAGGGGCAGAGGUCGUGGCCGUGGUUGGGGUACCAGAUCAGAUGGUCCAGUCCAGGCAUCUGAUUGAGCCCUAGACAAGGUUUAAAAUCUGGUUUAUGUUGCUGAAAGUUUGGGAUGGCUGCUCUGUUGAUUAUGUCUUAUUCCGGGGGGG
Molecule: messenger RNA, 1131 nt
Organism: Alnus glutinosa
Lineage: Eukaryota; Viridiplantae; Streptophyta; Magnoliopsida; Fagales; Betulaceae
Product: glycine-rich cell wall structural protein 2-like
Exons: 9
Coding region: 163-1047 (294 amino acids)
Molecular function (GO): RNA binding
Source: RefSeq, a predicted model, not a curated record